Messenger RNA from Mizuhopecten yessoensis (Yesso scallop), 2152 nucleotides. Its product is annotated as cell division cycle protein 20 homolog. The record is from RefSeq and is a predicted model, not a curated record. Gene Ontology annotation, molecular function: anaphase-promoting complex binding; ubiquitin ligase activator activity; protein binding. The coding region runs from base 93 to 1691 and encodes 532 amino acids. The transcript has 11 exons. NCBI's taxonomy places the organism in Eukaryota, Metazoa, Mollusca, Bivalvia, Pectinida, Pectinidae. Gene Ontology annotation, cellular component: anaphase-promoting complex. Gene Ontology annotation, biological process: anaphase-promoting complex-dependent catabolic process; positive regulation of ubiquitin protein ligase activity; positive regulation of anaphase-promoting complex-dependent catabolic process.
UUAGAUCACGUGAUGUAAACGCGCUAACUUUUGAAGUCUCUUUCCUACUGCAGGAUGCAGCAAUCCAACACAUGACAAAAUAGAUUUCAAGAAUGUCACAGUUCCAGUUUCAUAGCAUGGUGUCGGAGGUGACACGAAUGGAUGGGGAGAUCAAAAAGGGUCCCAAGAUGAGGUGGCAGAGAAAGGCUGAAGAGGCUGGAUUAAGUUACCUCCAAGUAGCGCCUGAAACUAGAGGUCCUCUAUCCCCAUGGAAACCAAGAUCUGCCAAGACACCUGCAGGCAUCACUCCUAAGACGCCGUUGUCACCCAGUAAAGCUCUCAGUUUUCCUGCAGCAAGUAAGACGCCUGGGAAGACCCAGCCCCCGGGGAAACACCCAUCUAAAACUCCUAAUAAGACUCCGGGCAAACAACCACAGCCCAAACAGGACAGGUUUAUUCCGAACCGAGCAACAACUGACAUUGACAUGAGCCACUAUGCCGUGAUGAAUGACAAGAAUGAUGAAAACACACCACCACCAAAGACUGGGUACCACCAGCAGCUGAACGAGGCUUUGAGUAAAGGACAGAAUCCUCAGAAUGCAAAGGUGCUCAGCUUUAAGGAUAAGGCACCAGAAAGCACAGCAGGCCACCUCAACAAUCUCAAGGUGUUGUACAGCUCCAGUAAAUCGGCCGUCCCCAAGUGUUCCACCACUCGCUUCAUUCCGCAGCAGCCGGACCGGAUCCUAGAUGCCCCGGAGCUACUGGAUGACUACUACCUAAACCUGUUGGAUUGGUCUAGUAACCAUCUAGCCGUAGCGCUGGGCGGAGCUGUGUACAUGUGGAAUGCCUCGGAUGGGACAAUUGUCCAGCUGAUGGAGAUGACCAGCACUGACGAUUAUGUGUCUUGUGUAUCAUGGAUAAAGGAGGGAAACAUUUUGGCUGUAGGCACCAACAUGGGCAACACUCAGUUGUGGGACGCUGAGAAACAGAAGUUAGUGAGAACCAUGACUGGGCAUUCAGCUCGAGUGGGAUCUCUCGCUUGGAACACAUUUGUAGUCAGCAGUGGAGCCCGGUCUGGUAUGAUCCGUCACCAUGAUGUACGAGUGGCUGAACAUCACGUGGGCACUCUGUCCAAUCACACCCAAGAGGUUUGUGGACUCAGCUGGUCACCAGACGGACGUUAUCUUGCUAGCGGUGGUAACGACAACCUGCUAAAUAUCUGGGACAACAACAUAUCACACGAGUCGCUACCACUACACACCUUCACACACCACCAGGCGGCAGUCAAGGCUCUGAGUUGGUGUCCAUGGCAACCAGACUUGUUGGCGAGUGGCGGAGGAACGGCAGACAGACAUAUUCGUUUCUGGAAUGUUUCCACAGGAUCCUGUUACAACUCUGUGGACACUAACUCUCAGGUUUGCUCCAUCUUAUGGUCAAAGGAACACAAAGAACUCAUCUCCGGCCACGGCUACUCACAGAAUCAGCUGACCAUCUGGAAAUACCCGACAAUGACCCGAGUGGCUGAACUGACAGGACAUACUGCGAGGGUGUUGUGUCUGACACUGUCCCCAGAUGGCACCACAGUAGCUAGUGCCGCAGCCGACGAGACCAUCCGACUCUGGAAGUGCUUUGAUGCUAAACCUACAACAGCCAUCACAAAACCCACCAAAGACCCGAGUAGCUUCAGCCAGAUGCGUGGGGGGAUUCGAUAACGUGUGGCACAGAACAGCUUUGUGUGAACUCAAUCAAACCCUACUGGUAAACUGUUCAUUGGCCUGUAGGAAUCCUCAGUAGAAGUCUCAAGGAAAGUUAAAACAGAUCGUCAUAGCUGAGAUCCAACUGUUCUGAAAGCAAAUCAAGGUUGUGUUUCUGUUAUAAUAUCAAUAGGACAUCUAGAUCUGUUUGCUGGUAUGUUGAAACCUGUGUUAUCUGACAACAAACUAGGCUCUACAGUGAACCUGUCUAACAAAAGAUGGUUGAUACUUACUGAAAUGCAAGACGCAGAGAUAUUUACUAAAACAAGUUUACAUCUUUCAAAUAUUUGCUGGAAACAGUUUAUCAUUUUACAGAUUUUGACUGAAACAGUCAACGAGUUUGACAUACAUAUACAUUCGUAUUUUCACUUUGUACAUAUAUGUAAUAAUACAGCUUGACAUUGUACAUAUAUUUACUG